Ipomoea nil (Japanese morning glory) is the source of this 1764-nucleotide messenger RNA. Its product is annotated as scopoletin glucosyltransferase-like. The coding region runs from base 208 to 1656 and encodes 482 amino acids. NCBI's taxonomy places the organism in Eukaryota, Viridiplantae, Streptophyta, Magnoliopsida, Solanales, Convolvulaceae. The transcript has a single exon. Gene Ontology annotation, molecular function: UDP-glycosyltransferase activity. The record is from RefSeq and is a predicted model, not a curated record.
AUACUACCAAGACUUUCAUGUAUAUUAUUCAUUUAUAUUGGUGUCAUCAGUGACAUCAAAUCCUUAGCUUCUCCGGAGAGAACGAAGAAUCUCUUCACUUUUCCAGUAACUGUAAGAAGCUUUAAUAGGCUUCCCCACUACAAAAAUUCGUAAUUUUUCCGCCAUUGAUUGAGAGAGAGAGAGACCCAGAGAUUCAAGCUAGCUUCAAUGGAUGAGGUUCAUAUUUUCUUGUUUCCUAUGAUGGCUCAUGGCCAUAUGAUCCCCACCUUGGACAUGGCGAAGCUGUUCGUGUACCGCGGCGCCAGAGCCACCGUCAUCACCACCCCUCUCAACGUCCCCUACCUCACCAAAGCCAUCCAACAAAUCAACCAUCUGGGCAUCGAAAUCGCCCUCCAGGCGAUCAGGUUCCCGGCGGCGGAGGCCGGGCUGCCGGAAGGGUGCGAGAGGAUGGACCAGCUCACCUCCGACGAUCUGGUCCCCAAAUUCUUCAAAGCCACCGCCAUGCUUCAAGAGCCGCUGGAGAAACUCCUCCAAGACUGCCGCCCCAACGCCCUCGUCGCCGACAUGUUCUUCCCGUGGGCCACCCACGCCGCCGCCAAAUUCGGCAUCCCCAGAUUGGUGUUCCACGGAAUCGGCUACUUCGCGCUGUGCGCCGCCGAAAACGUGCGGGCCUACAAACCUCACCACAACGUUUCCUCGGACUUGGAACCUUUCCUCGUCCCGGAUCUCCCGCACCAAAUCUAUCUCACGAGAUCCCAGUUGUCCCGCCACGACCGCGAGGAUUCUGAAACGUAUAUGACCAAAUUGCUUCAACAAGUUAAGGAAUCAGAGUCCAAAAGCUAUGGAGUUAUCGUCAAUAGCGUCUACGAGCUUGAACCCGAGUAUGCCGAGUAUUAUACCAAAGUACUGGGGAAAAGAGCGUGGCAUAUCGGCCCUCUUCUCCUCUGCAACACAAAAAUCGAAGAGAAAGCCCUACGGGAAAAAACAACAACGUUGUUAACACCACCCCCAUCUACCGAAAACCGACACGACAUCUUGAAAUGGCUGGACACCAAGAAACCAAAUUCUGUAAUCUACGUAUGUUUCGGAAGCAUGUCCCACUUCACAUCCUCGCAGCUCCACGAAAUCGCCGUGGGGUUAGAGGCAUCGGAGCAGCACUUCAUCUGGGUGGUGCGUAAGGACGACAAAGACCCAGAAAACGAGGAAUGGCUGCCGGAAGGGUACGAGGAGAGGGUACGAGGGAAAGGCAUGAUUGUCCGAGGGUGGGCCCCGCAAGUGCUGAUCCUCGACCACGAAGCCACGGGAGCAUUCGUGACCCAUUGCGGGUGGAACUCGACUCUGGAAGGAAUAUGCGCGGGGGUGCCAAUGGUUACAUGGCCGAUGUUCGCGGAGCAAUUCUAUAACGAGAAACUGGUGAGUAGAGUUUUGAAGGUGGGAGUUGAGGUUGGGGCGAAGCAGUGGAGCAGAGUGACGGCGGAUGUGAAGGGGGAAGCGGUGGCGCAGGCGGUGGUGAGAGUGAUGGUGGGUGAAGAAGCGGAGGGGUUUAGGAGUCGAGCGAGAAGCCUGAAGGAGAAAGCACUGAACGCCAUUGAACCUGGUGGAUCGUCUUACUCUGCUCUAAACGCCCUGUUGAAGGAGUUGAGCACAACAAAAUAGACACGAACAAAACCUUGUACUCGCAGAUGUAUCUUUGUUUUAAUUAUUCUAGUAUUGGAAAUUAUUAUAAACAUACAUAAGCAUCUAUCAAGCAACUGCUUUUUCAUU